AUGAGGAGACUGCUGCUUCUGGGGGCCCUUUGUCUGUGGGCGCCGGUCGGCGGCGACGCUCAGCCGGACGGACAGGGCGCCAAACCGUGGUCGGAGGAGGAUGGAGUGUUACGUCUGAAGAAAAGCAACUUCAACAGGGCGCUGAGGACGCACAAGCAGCUGCUGGUGCACUUCUACGCUCCUCUGUCGGCGGAAGCGGCCCGGGUGGCGGCGGCGUUCCGCGGGGCCGCCGCGGAGCUGCGGGGGUCGGAGGUCACGCUGGCGGAGGUCGACACGUCCAGCGAGAAGGAGCUGGUCAAGCAGCUCAACGCCACGGGCCCACCAGCGAUUAGACUGUACCUGUCUGGAGACAGACACAAGCCGGUCCCCUGCCCCGUUCCUCAGAGCGCGGCCUCCAUCCUGACCUGGCUGCGGCGGAGGGCGGGGUCUGCGGCCGACCUCGUCACCGAGCUCAGCCAAUCGGACGCCUCGGAGGAGUUCACGGUGGUCGGCGUCUUCGCGGAACUGGAGCACGAGUUGGUCCAGGUUUUCUACGCCGCAGCCGUCGACCUUCCCGACGUCGCCUUCGCUGUGACACAGAGCAACGAGGUCAUGAGCAGAUACGGCCUCACACAUGACGCCGUGGUGCUGCUGCUCAAAAAGAGUAAGCUUAUCCAGGCUUAUAAAAUGAUGCCUCAGACGUCCAAAGAGGAGCUGAUGCUGUUUAUCGCCGUCUACCAGAUGGACCCCGUCACCGAGUACUCUGGGAAGACGGCCUCGCGGAUCCUGUCGUCGCCGGUGUUGAACCACGCUCUCCUCUUCGUGGACAAAACCUCCGCGGGCUACGAGGACGCGUACGCGGCCUUCAGCGCGGCCGCGCAGGGCUUCCGGCUGCAGAUUUUGUUCGUGCUGGUGGACGUGCACGAGUCGCGUAACGGCAGGCUGAUGGAGUACUUCAGGGUGCGGGACUUCGAGGCGCCGCUCGUCCGCCUGGUGAACCUGACGGACCACGUGACCUACCAGCUUCCCUCGGAGCGGCUGGACGCUGACGUCAUCGGACGGUUCUGCCAGGCCUACCUGGACGGCAAAGCCAAGCCCAAGAUGCAGAGCGAGCCGGUACCGGACGGGUGGGAUAAGACGCCGGUGAAGGAGCUGGUGGGAGUGACGCUGGAGAAAGUGGCCUUCAACCCAGACAAGACCGUGUUCGUCCUGUUCUACCUGCCCUACAGCCCGGAGUCGCGCGCUCUCUUCCCGCUGUGGGAGGAACUCGCCGAGGAGCUGGAGGAGCGCGAGGACGUGGUGGUCGCGCGCUUCGACGCGUCGGCCAACGACGUCAACCUGUCGAUGCAGGGCUCGUACCCGUCGCUGUGCCUGUUCCCAGCGCUCUAUGCGGAACGGAUGGUGGUUUACAAAGGAAAAAGGAAGCUGAAGGACCUGGUUAAGUUUAUGGUUAAAGAGAUGGAAAAGGCCAAAAUAGACAGAGUGAAGGAGGAUGAAGACAGGAGGAAAUACAUUGAGGCAAUGAAAGCUGAAGACGCAAAGAAAGCCAAUAAAACCAAAGACGAACUUUAAUACAAGAACAAUGACACUGUGUGUGUGUGUGUGUGUGUGUGUGUGUGUGUGUGUGUGUGUGUGUGUGUGUGUGUAACAAACACCUGCAGUUAGAACACUGGAUAUCACAGAGCAUCCACAGCUUUUAAUUAAUAAUACGUUAAGAGUAAAAUCUCAAAACACUGAAACAACAAGAGAUUUACAAAUAUUACUUGAAUAUUUAUGUAUAAUCCUGGUUUUUAAACGCGUGCGACAGGUAUCCUGGAGUCGAGAGGCUCCUCCCAGCAGGUACCUGUGUAAAGGUGACGUUACCUGUUCCGAGGUAUUUCGUGUUGCUUGUUCAGCCUGUAGGAUGGGUUUCACUUCUCUAGGCUCAAAUCAUGGAGCCUCCUGAAUGCAGAGCUGGAGCCGUAACGACGAAACGUCCCAGAAAAGCUUUGCUUUUGGAGAUGCUCUGACCCAGUCAUUCAGCCAAUCACAACCUGGUCCUCAUCAAACUGUACAAAUAGCCCAAUGCUGGCUAGUUAUACACCAUCCCACCACCAGGGGGCGCUGUCACCGAAAUAACAAUUUUAUUUUGUAAUUGAUACGGUACCAAAUAAAAUUCUUAGAUUCUUCCAGAUAUAACAUUUUACCUUAAUUGAAAUCACUGUUGUGAAUCAUUGUUGUGUAAGUGGAGUUUCUAGUUUCUGAUUAUUUUGGGUGUUUUUAAAGCUGCAGUGUUGUUCCACUAAACAAACGUCUGUAUUAGUCUGUUAGAUUUUUGUACAAGCAAAUCCUUUUUAAACAACGCAGGCAUCGCAUAGUUUCAUUGACAGCGCGAUCAUCCAAUAAAUGAU
Messenger RNA from Betta splendens (Siamese fighting fish), 2369 nucleotides. RefSeq lists its product as uncharacterized. Lineage: Eukaryota; Metazoa; Chordata; Actinopteri; Anabantiformes; Osphronemidae. The transcript is spliced from 11 exons. The coding region runs from base 1 to 1551 and encodes 516 amino acids. Gene Ontology annotation, biological process: response to endoplasmic reticulum stress; protein folding. The record is from RefSeq and is a predicted model, not a curated record. Gene Ontology annotation, cellular component: endoplasmic reticulum.